CGCUGAAUCACCAUAGAAGCGCAGGUCAUCAGUUACUAUGGCAGCUCCCACUGCAUUGACAGUGAAUGCUCGCAUGCGAGCAUUAGCGUUAUAUUUUCAUCAUUGUCAACGAUCAAAGCGAUGGAUUAACCACAAAACAGGCCGAAGAACCUCUUUUGGCCACUUACUCAUAAGACAUGUUGCCACUGUGGUCUCAGGAACAGAACUCGCCCUUCAGAUCCAUAAAGAAAUCCAGAGUGAUAUAACAAAGCUAGUGGCCCAAGGCAACAGAAGACCUCACCUUAGUGUUAUUCUGGUGGGUGAUGACCAUGCCAGCCACACUUAUGUGAGAAACAAAACAAGAACAGCUUCACUACUUGGCAUGUCAAGCAGCAGAAUCUUCAGGCCAUCAUCAGUAUCUCAGGAAGAGUUGCUGGAUCUGAUCGACAAAUUUAACAAAGACAGAAACAUCAGUGGGUUGCUUGUUCAGCUGCCUCUUCCAGGGCACAUAAAUGAGAGAGCCAUAUGCAAUGCUGUCGCCCCAGAGAAAGAUGUUGAUGGAUUCCACAUCGUAAAUAUUGGGAAACUUUGCUUGGACCAGAGAUGCAUGAUACCAGCCACAGCAGCAGCCGUGUGGGAAAUCAUCAAAAGAACAGGCAUUGAAACAGCUGGAAGAAAUGUGCUUGUUAUUGGACGCUCCAAGAACGUAGGGAUGCCUAUUGCAAUGAUGCUACAUUCAGAUAGAACACAUGAACGGCCAGGAGGUGAUGCUACAGUUAUCAUUGCUCAUAGAUGUACUCCUCUACCACGACUGAAGGAACUUAGCAGUCUGGCUGACAUAGUGAUUGCGGCUGCAGGUGUGCCUCACUUGAUAACAGCAGAUAUGGUUAAAGAGGGGGCUAUGGUAAUUGAUGUUGGCAUCAAUCGUAUCCAGGACCCUGCCACUGGUAAACUUCGUCUGGUUGGAGAUGUGGACUUUGCAGCCGUGAAGGAGAAGGCUGGAUUUAUCACUCCUGUGCCCGGUGGAGUCGGUCCAAUGACCAUCGCCAUGGUGAUGAAAAACACACUCAUUGCGGCCAAAAAUUCACCAACAGACUGAGAAGAAAUAAAAAGACGCUAUCAUUAAAGGUGGUCAGGAUGCAGAAAGCCAUUUCACAAUCUGGAUUUAUGUAAUUAGCACAUUUGGUCCGUA
This is a messenger RNA of Misgurnus anguillicaudatus (oriental weatherfish), 1171 nucleotides long. It is a transcript of the gene mthfd2l, whose product is annotated as methylenetetrahydrofolate dehydrogenase (NADP+ dependent) 2 like. Gene Ontology annotation, molecular function: methenyltetrahydrofolate cyclohydrolase activity; methylenetetrahydrofolate dehydrogenase (NADP+) activity; methylenetetrahydrofolate dehydrogenase (NAD+) activity. The record is from RefSeq and is a predicted model, not a curated record. NCBI's taxonomy places the organism in Eukaryota, Metazoa, Chordata, Actinopteri, Cypriniformes, Cobitidae. Gene Ontology annotation, cellular component: mitochondrion. Gene Ontology annotation, biological process: tetrahydrofolate interconversion.